This is a messenger RNA of Mytilus californianus (California mussel), 2890 nucleotides long. Its product is annotated as histone H2A deubiquitinase MYSM1-like. The transcript has 16 exons. NCBI's taxonomy places the organism in Eukaryota, Metazoa, Mollusca, Bivalvia, Mytilida, Mytilidae. Gene Ontology annotation, molecular function: polyubiquitin modification-dependent protein binding; metallopeptidase activity. Gene Ontology annotation, cellular component: BRISC complex; BRCA1-A complex. Bases 3 to 2858 code for a protein of 951 amino acids. Gene Ontology annotation, biological process: double-strand break repair. The record is from RefSeq and is a predicted model, not a curated record.
UAAUGGCAGAAGACGGAGAAAUCGACAUCGAAGGAGAUUUUGAAUUUAAACUAGAGGCAAAUGAUGUUUAUGAUACAAAUGAACUUCCAUCCAAAAGUGCUAAUCUGCUACCUGAGUACACUAAUCCAGCAUGGAUGCUUGACCAGGGAUGGAGUAUGGAUAGUUACAUUGAUGAGAAGUCUAAGGCAACUAUAGAGAAAAUGUUACAGGAAGAACAAUAUUAUAUGAAUGGUCAGAAUCGACGACGUAACAUGCGAAACUUGACAACUCACAAGCAACCCUGGAGUGAAGAAGAAAAGAACAUGUUCUAUAAAGGAUUGGAGGUAUAUGGUAGAAGCUGGUCAAAAAUUGCUGAGUUGAUUCAAACUAGGACAAAUCUACAAGUGAAGAAUUUUGCACAACAGUAUUUCAAACAACAGACUAAAAGUGAUGAGAAGUCUGGGAAUGAGAAGCCAUAUCCUUCUACAUUAGAACAGAUGUUAAAAGCUGUAACUACUGCACAGCCUACAGUAUCUGCUCCAGCAUUUACUAAAGCUGAAAAUCACAUUAAUUCCAAAAAUUAUUCCUUACUUGGGAAAGCAGAAAAUAAUACGACAGAAACAAAAUUUACAGAACUUGAAAAAAUAUUAACUUCAGAAACAGUCCCAAGUACAAGUAAAUACAAGGAAGAAAAGAAAAAUGAAAAUAUGAGUAAAAAACACAGGAUUGAGGUACAUAAAAACAAGAAAAGUUCAUGUCAUAAUGCUACAGUUACAAAACACCAAUCUCAAGUUACUAACUCAAAGCUACCAAAAGUUUCCAAACCAGCACCUCUUGUCAAAAUUAAAAAUGUGAAAGUUAUUUCCUCUAGUGACAUAACAUCCACUUGCAAUGAAAGCAUUGGUUUGAAUGAUGUUUUAGAAGUUGUGACGAUACCAAGUGUUCAGUUAAGUCCAACAUUAGAGCAUAAGCUGGAGAAAUCAACAGGGCUCAUUGAAAAUCUCGAUGGUUUCUGUGCCGUAGCUGACAUUGUUAGUGGAUCUGGUGAUGGACAGGAAGAUGAAGAGGAUAUAGACAUUGACAUAGAAAACGAUGAUGAUGAAAUGGACGACAAUGUCAUUCUUAAAAAUAGGUCAACAUCACCUAAUUCUGUUUAUGAAAGUUUACUCAAAUCAGCUAAAGUAAGAACAAAGUGUAACAAGACAGAUACAGUGAUACAAAAAACAGAAGAUGAAAUGCCAGAAGAAAUAAAGGACUUGGAAGAAUCGUCAUGUGACACGGAGAGAAUGGAGAAUAUCCUGGUUUCUGAAUCAUCAUCAGAUGGAUUAUCUGAGGGAGGAAACCAGUCAGAUUCUAAUCAGCAUGUAGAAAAAAGAAUAGCCAAUAUGGUUGUGUUGUCUAAUGGUGAAGUUAUGGAAUUUCCAGUACCAACAGAGGAAAAAUUAGUUGAACCAGAUCUUAUAUCACUGGAAGAAAGAAAAGUUCAUUUGGAAUUCUUUGAUGGACGGCUAUCAAAAACUCCUGACCGUUAUGUCAAAAUCAGAAAUUAUAUACUGGACUCUUGGAAUAAGUCAAAACCAAACUACCUCAACAAAACAUCAGUAAGACCUGGAUUAAAGAAUUGUGGUGAUGUGAAUUGUAUUGGAAGAAUCCAUAUGUAUUUGGAAUGUACUGGUGCUAUUAACUUUGGUUGUGAGCAGAGUUGUUAUAAUCAUCAUGUAAAAAUGACAUCCAUUGGAGCGAAACAAAAGGGCUCUAGAGAUGUUCUUGCAAAAGGAUUUAAAUUAAAUUCAAUGAGACCAAGAAAAAGAAAGAUCAAAGAUGGCUAUGGUAAUUGGAUUAAUGAGGAUGAAUUACAGGGUAAAACUAUUGAGCAUCAGGAACAAUUAGAUGAUACAAGUUAUAAUGACAAGGAGAAGAUUAGAUCCUCAAAAGAAGUGAAGACAUUUUAUGAUCCAUUUAAACUUAUACCAUGUGAAUCCUUUACUCAGGAGAAUCCAGCACCAAUAGGUGUUGAAAUCUACAAUUCCUGUCUAGUCAUUAUGGAUGUACAUGCACAUGUAUCUAAAACAGAGGUCAUAGGUAUGCUGGGAGGACAAUGCUGUGAUGGUACACUCAGUGUGACAAUGGCUAUACCAUGUAACAGUAUUAGUACAGGCAUGCAGUGUGAAAUGGAUCCAGUUUCCCAGACUCAGGCCAGUGAAGAGAUACACAAGUAUGGUAUGUCUGUUGUUGGAUGGUAUCACUCACAUCCAACCUUUAAUCCUGAUCCUUCUGUCAGAGAUAUGGAAACACAGCUUAAAUUUCAGGAAUGGUUUUCCAAGGGUGGCAGUAGAUAUAUUGGUAUAAUUGUAAGUCCAUACAACAGAUUAAAUCCAAGCUUGUCAUCAGAUGUACAGUGUUUAACAGUUAGUGAAGAGGUCAAUCUGAUUCAAAUGUGCAACAAGCCUUACAAGUUUGACUAUGAGAUAGUCCAGGACAAUAUGGAUCAAGAAGCAUUGCUAUCUGUAAUACGACAGUUAGCAGAGAAAUACAGCGGCUAUCAAAAUAGAGUGGAAAUACUCGGGCCAUACAGGUCAUUUACUGGACACACUUGCCUUUCUAAGUUGUUGGUGUCCAUCAGUGAACAUUCCAGCAAUCAAUGGUUGUCAUCAGAAUUUCUGAAAGCAAUAGAGAAUAUCUUUACAGAGAUAUUCUCACAGAAAGGAAACACUGAUGCUGCAAUUGAAUACAGUGACCAUGAUUUGAAUAAGAGUUCUGAUGAAAGUUCAACAAAUAUUGACAAAGCCAAGAUUGGUGAAAAUCCCGCAAUAUUACUGGAAAGUGUUCAUUCUACAGAGGAACAAAGACCAACAGACAAUAGUUUGUCACAGGACUAAAGAGUCAUUUUAAUUAAAAUUUUCCUAUUGUU